ACGGGCUGAACUGCGUGACCGGGUGGCAUUUCAGCAGCCGGCAUCUCAACUGGACAAUCCUCUAGAGCUCGUCCCCAGUCUUCAUCAGCAUGGGGAUCAAAGCUGCUCUUCCCAAGUAUGAGAUCUACUCCUACAGCUCUGUGCUGGGUCUGGCUAUGUUCUGGGCCGCCAGCUGGAUCUUUGAAGUGUCCAGUUCCAACGUAAACAGAAAAACGUUUAAAACCAGUGUGAAGCCUGGAUACUUCGGAAGGAAAAUGGAUACUGCUGAUUUUGAGUGGAUGAUGUGGUUCUCCACCUACAGAGCACACAUCAUCUUUGCUCUGUCUGGACAUGUGCUGUUCACCAAGAUCUGCUCCAUGCUCGCUCCACAGCACAGGUCCUUGGUUUACAUGGUGUAUGGUGUUCUGGCUGUGUGGACCAGCAUGGGGUGGACCUACAUCACCCUCAUGCUGUCCCACUGCAUCCUGCUCUACAGCAUCUCCUUGGUGAAAAUUCCCUGGCUCUGCUACGUCACAGGUCUUUGUACCCUCGCCACGUUCAGAUGUGAACCCUUCGUGUCCUGGCAGGCAGGGUUUGUGGAGGGAGACUUUGAGCUGCGCCACGUUCUUUUCUACGGAGGCUGUGGGUUUACGAUCAUGCGCUGCAUGAGCUUUGCUUUGGAGAACUGUGAACGAAAAGAUGGCCACUACAACGUCCUCGAGCUUCUCAAGUACAACUUCUACCUCCCUUUCUUCUAUUUUGGGCCCAUCAUGACAUUUGACAAGUUUUACGCUCAGGCCAAUAAGUCCAACCUGACCCGAAAAGAAAGGGAGCUGUGGAAUAUCAGCCUGCAGGGCCUGGUCCAUUUGGGACUCAUCAUCGUAGUGGACGUCUUUUUCCACUUCAUGUACAUCCUCACCCUCCCGACUGACAUGAAGCUGCUGAAGCGCCUCUCUGACUGGGCUCUGGUUGGUCUGGCUUACUUUAACCUCGUCUAUGAUUGGGUCAAAGCAGCCGUCAUGUUUGGAGUCAUCAACACGGUGGCCAGGUUGGAUCACCUGGACCCCCCCAAACCACCAAAAUGCAUCACCAUGCUUUAUGUGUUUUCUGAAACGCAUUUUGACAGAGGAAUUAACGAGUGGCUGCUCAAGUAUGUUUAUAACUACCUGGGUGGAAAGCAUGAGAAUGUGUUGGAGGAGCUGGCGGCGACACUUUGCACCUACGGUGUCACCAUCCUCUGGUUGGGACCCUGCAAGGCGGUCCUGCUCUGGGCUUCCUUCAACUGUUUUGGGCUCAACUUUGAGCUGUGGACGGCCAAAUUCUUUUCCCUGGAGCCUUUUGCCUCUUCUGAGGUGGAAAUGUCAGAGGCGAUGUCCCGCCGCAUAAGAGCCAUCUUCAACACUUUCAACUUCUGGUGCAUUGUGUUGUACAACUCAGUGGCUUUGAACAGUUUGGACUUUGCCAAGCUGGUCGCCAAACGACUCCUCCUCAAAGGCUUCCCUGUAACCACCAUGGUCGUUCUGUUCGUGACCUACUGCCUGGUCCAAGUGAUCAAAGAGCGAGAGAGGAGACAGGCCCUCGCUGAUGAGCCCGAUCCUUUUCCUCCAAAUGCUGCAACCAGCCCGCCCACUUCUGCAGCUGCACCCGCCGCUGUGCAGCCAGACGCAGAAACCAACAAACAAAAAGCAGAGUAG
Nematolebias whitei (Rio pearlfish) is the source of this 1673-nucleotide messenger RNA. It is a transcript of the gene hhatlb, whose product is annotated as hedgehog acyltransferase like, b. The record is from RefSeq and is a predicted model, not a curated record. Bases 90 to 1673 code for a protein of 527 amino acids. NCBI's taxonomy places the organism in Eukaryota, Metazoa, Chordata, Actinopteri, Cyprinodontiformes, Rivulidae. Gene Ontology annotation, cellular component: endoplasmic reticulum. Gene Ontology annotation, biological process: negative regulation of N-terminal protein palmitoylation. Gene Ontology annotation, molecular function: acyltransferase activity. The transcript has 12 exons.